This is a messenger RNA of Pelobates fuscus (common spadefoot toad), 2064 nucleotides long. It is a transcript of the gene SAAL1, whose product is annotated as serum amyloid A like 1. The transcript has 13 exons. The coding region runs from base 57 to 1517 and encodes 486 amino acids. Gene Ontology annotation, biological process: positive regulation of synoviocyte proliferation. Lineage: Eukaryota; Metazoa; Chordata; Amphibia; Anura; Pelobatidae. Gene Ontology annotation, cellular component: nucleoplasm. The record is from RefSeq and is a predicted model, not a curated record.
CUAGGCUCUGCAGGUCACGUGUUGAAGCCGCUGGAUGACGUCACGGCCUGGCAGCAAUGGAGCAAGGCAAGAAGAAUUCAAGUGACGCGUCCCCUGACCCUUCCCUUGAUUACUUGGACCGCAAUCCGUCGCCACCGCCCAGUGAUGACGAAACUCCCACUGCAGACUCCAUUGGGACCACAGUGUUCAGCAAGCACUGGCUGUUUAGCACCCUAACUAAACUCGUCAAGUUUGUAGAAAGUGAUCAGAAAACCAAGAAUGAAGAAGGAGAGGAUGUGCCGUUAGAGCUGGAUGAAGAGUUGGAAGAUGAAGUUUGCAAACUGUGGGACAUGUCUAUGAAUGAGGAAGUGGCUCUAUUUCUCAAGGAGUUUGAGGGGCCUGAACUUCUUGUUGGGAUUAUUAAGAAGUCCAAAAGUAAACGGCUCACAGAAAUUUGUAUGGGUAUUUUGGCGAACAUGAGCUGCUUUCAAGAGACGCGUGAGUGUAUGACUGAGAAUGACGGCUUGGGAGAAUUGGUGCUCCUACUACUGGCUGAUCCAGACCCUCCAACGUUAAUCGAAACUAGCAGGUUUUUACUCACUUGUUUAUCGCACAGCGAUGUAGCAAAUACUUGGCUGGAGAGAUUAAACGAGGAACUCUGGGUGCGAAAAAACAUCUAUUUCAUUAUGAGCAGCUCCACCAAUGUUGAUCUCCUGGUUAAAGUCGGUGAGCUGGUUGAGAAGUUGUUUGAUUUAGAUUCGGGAAUGGUUUUCGAGUGGGUGGAAGCCGAUUCUGAAGAUUCCGUUAAAGAUGAUGAGAAUUCAGAGGAAGAAAAUCCCCCAGCUCUGCAACUUGUACCCUCUGUGUUGGAAGCGGCAAAACAGCUAAGAUUUCAGAGCACUGAAGGCCUUGAUGUCUACCUGCACAUACUACAGCUGAUGACUACGGUAAAUCAUGGCUUUGAAGCUAUUGUAAAACCACCUGACUGUGGACAGAGCGUCUGGGAAUUUUUGUAUGAUCUCACAAGCCAUGAACUAUGCCAACCAAAUGAUCCCCCUCUCUUAAUACAGGAGCAGAAAACCUUACUGUCUUCUCUCUUCGCAGUCAUGCAAUCGAUGUUUACUUGCUACAAGGAUAAAGACUACCUAAAGAUCGGAAAAAAUCUGCCAUUGAUUAGUCGUGUAAUGCAAGUAUUGGACCACGUACAAGUUUAUGAUGAUAAUUUAUUUGAUCAGAACGCAAAGAAGAAGUCAGACUAUGAUGCUACUAAUCAAGCCCUUGAGAAAGAUCUGCCAUUCAGUAUACUUAAGGACGUUUGCUUGGAAUUCCUCACACAAAUGCUUUUCGCACUAACUAAGGAGGAUAUAAAGGAGUGUUUCCAACAAGGCUAUCUCAAUGAGCAUAUAUGCCGUAAGGCACUGGGGCAUGUACUGCCCAUGUAUCAAUCUUAUAUCAGUGAUUUCCUUACAGUCCUGAGUGAAGUUGAUCAGAACUUGUCGAACGUGCUCCAGAAACUGAUGCCACCGCCUAGACGUUAGUGGCAUACCAGCUUUAUUCCAUUACCCGCAAGCCACGGCAUCUUCCAUCCCACCUCGGUGCUGUUCUACUUUUCAGUUUUGGUUGACUUUUGGGAUUUUUUUAUUUAUUCGUCUAGUUUUUUGCUUCUAGAUACUUAAACAAAACCCAUGAAAUCUGCCACUAGAAAAGAAACGGACAAAAACAUGCUCCUUUUUAUAAGGCACAAGGACCAUUCCAGUGGAAUCAUUGCAUCAGAUGCAAGACCGUACAGCAGUAUUCACUCUGAUUGUAGUCUGAUUCUAAACCUUUACACAAGGUUUCUAAACAAGAUGUCACUUGAUGCUUAGACUGCCCCUGAUACAGGACAAUAUCGCUAGGAUACAUUUAAAGCCGAUACAUUGAAGCACAUACUUAAUUGCCACUGCAACACUCGUGGGAAAAAACUGUGGCAAUAGCUUAAACUUCGUUUGGAAAGACGCACAGUAAAACACUGAAUUACUAAAUAUAUUUGGGUUCCUUUUUGUAUCUUGUUAUUUUGAAAAGAAUAUAGUUUUUGUAUGUCUACGA